Molecule: messenger RNA, 1482 nt
Organism: Helianthus annuus (common sunflower)
Lineage: Eukaryota; Viridiplantae; Streptophyta; Magnoliopsida; Asterales; Asteraceae
Exons: 4
Coding region: 1-1482 (493 amino acids)
Biological process (GO): regulation of DNA-templated transcription
Molecular function (GO): zinc ion binding
Source: RefSeq, a predicted model, not a curated record
AUGGAGUCCGGCGAUGCAGAUAUUCAUACAUACCAGCCCGUUGGUAAUGUUCAGGUAUCCCCAAAUUCUGGAAGGAGGACAUUUAUUCCAGAUGUUGAUGAUUUGAUUAAACCUCAGAUGCAUAUGACGUUUGAUUCGCUGGAAAAUGCUUUUCGUUUUUACCAAAGAUAUGCUAAGGCGGGAGGUUUCACAGCUAGGAAGGGUACUCAAUAUGAGCCUCGAAAGGGUGUAAUACAUAAUAAAUGGUUCGUAUGCUCAAAAGAGGGUACUAAACCCUUAAAGGCGAUUGACUCAACUCAGGAAGCUGGUAGUUCUAAUGUUAACUCGAAGUCUAAGAUUACUCGCAGGGUUCCUUCUAUAAGGACCGGAUGUGAAGCGUGCAUUCGGGUUAAGUUAAUAGCCCCGGAUAAUCUUUACGUGGUUUAUUACUUCGAGGAGUCGCAUAAUCACUCAUUUGUUGCUGAAGAUGACAGGUACUUGCUUCCUGAAAACAGAUAUAUGAAUUACGUACAGGAAGAAGCCGUGAAUGCUUUGAGUGCCAUAAACGUUGGUCCAGUUAGAGCGUUUAACAUUAUGAGGACUCUUUAUGGAGGUUUCGAUAAGGCGGCAAACAUAUACACACGGACAAUUUUCUUUGAUGCGCAACUUGAAAUUCAAACAGCCAUUCACAAGUGUGCUGUUGGAAAAUGGGAUGAUAGAGAGGAUAACUUUGUGAACUUCUCUGUGAAGGACUUUUCUCAAGCGUGUACUACAUUUUUUCAGGUUAUGAUGCGGCAGCUAGACAUGACCGUUAGUUGCUCAUGCAAUAGGUAUGAACAGUUUGGGCUUCUGUGUGCGCAUAUUUUUUGCGUUUUGCGGCUUCUUGAUAUCAGGCAGUUCCCUGAAAGGUACAUAAUGCGACGGUGGACCAGGGAAGCUGUUCCUAAUAGUGCACCGGGAGCGAUAUUGGGGAUUAGUGAAAGUGAUGAUCGGUACCAGCAAGUUAAUGGUGUUGUAAGGGAGAUAACAAGGUCAGCCGAGUCUCUUAUUAACAGGUUGGUUCAUAACUUUGAUGCGUUGUGCGCUUUUAGGGACCAUGUUGUCCAGUAUCAAUCGACCGCUGAUCAGGCAGUCGUAAACGCUCCCCCUAGGAGUCGUCGUGAUAGGUUUGCUGAAAUAACUGGAUACACGCAAGAAACACCUGUAACUGUUCGUAUGCCGAAAACCAUUAGAUUUAAAGGUAUGGGCAAACCUUCCAGAAUGAAGAGUAGUCGUGAAAUUGCCAUUAUUCAAUCUGCGAAGAAAAAAAAGGGUCGCGAAUGUGGCAAUUGCAAACGUCGGGGGCAUAAUAGACGUACCUGCUCGUACCCGACAAGGGAAAAUGCCGACGACUCCUCAGAAAGUGACGAAGCGGAUCUUGAAGGAGAGGACGAAGAGGAGCUAGAAGAUGUGGCGGGUGAAGGAGACGACGAAGAGGAGCUAGAAGAUGAAGAGCAAGAGUAG